AACAGGGACCAAACACAAGGCUUAGGCUUUGCUGCUGUACAGGAACCAGCACAAUGUUUGAUCAUACUCAGUAUCCCUAUAAUUGCUUCAAUUAUGACGGGGAUGACUAUCCAGCUUGCAGCUCCGACGAAGAAAAGAAAUUUAGUAGACCAGCCUACAGUUAUAUUGCCUUGAUUGCAAUGGCCAUCCAACAAAGUCCUGAUAGUAAAGUGACCCUGUCAGGGAUAUAUGACUUUAUCAUGAAGAAGUUUCCCUACUACAGAUCUAACCAAAGAGCAUGGCAAAACUCCAUUAGGCACAAUUUGUCUCUCAACAGUUGUUUUGUUAAGGUACCAAGGACGGAAGGCAACGAGAAGGGUAAGGGAAACUAUUGGUCAUUUGCAUCAGGCUGUGAAUCGAUGCUUGACCUCUUUGAAAAUGGCAAUUAUAAAAGGAGACGGAGAAGGAGGAACAUGAAGAAAUGCCAAAAAGCUAGGAAACAAAAUCAAACACAAGGACUUCAUCCUGGGGAAUUUUCAACCUCAAGCUCUACCGCACAUGUUAUAUAUGGUAAUGAAAAGAGAACUGAAUCAACGGCCAGACCAAUGGAAACAGACAGUUUAUAUCCUAUCUCCAACAGACAGAGCCAAACUAGCUCCAGCCUUGGAAAAUCAGAUGAAAUCAAAUUUAGCAUUGAUUAUAUUUUGUCAGCUCCAGACCCUCUGCCUGUUCUACGAUCCCAGCACAAUUUUCUUGAUAGCAAGUAUCAUAUGGUUGAAACACAGCAGCUAAACCUUCAGUUCUGGAGCCUAUGACAAAUGCAUUCCUUAUAAACAUUUAGCAUCUGUUUUGACAAGCUGACCUGAUGUGCCAAUAUCUUGUAGGCCAAUAUACCAAGCACGGAAACUUUGAACUUCCCAGACUGUCUCAGUUUAUGAAAGCAAUUAAGAUGGACAUUAAUAAUGUAAGAAGGGAUACAUUGAAACCAUCACAGAAAUGCAUUAAAAACUCGCCAUACCUGGACUAGAUGCAAAAUACCCGAUGAUGUCAGAAAUCCAUCUAUUGCAUCUCCCUAAUGGUGACUAUACAGUUGAAUUCUAAUGUGUAAGAUCAAGCAAAAAAAAUGGAAUGUGACAAACAAUGACCAAGAAAAAUACAAGAAAUAUCUUAGAAUGUUUUGGAAUAGCACAAUGUGCUGCUAUUGUUAGAGGGGAGGGUAUAUUUUAAGUUCAUUUCCCAUUUAUUUAACAACUAUAAUUAGUGCCAGUUAAGUUUAAUUGGUUGGAAUUUUCAUCCUUUCUGAUAAAUAGUUUUAGAAGGCAAUUCAGACCUUUGCUACAGAUCAUAAUUUUAACUUCUGUUGAAUCUGUGAAAGUUAUUAAUUCUUCUAGUGCCCCCAGCAUGCACAGCACACAUGUUAUGGUUGCUGCAAAGGGCUUUAAGUCUCGCUGAACAAAAUCAGUAUAUAAAUGCUUCCCUGUCUGACUAUAGCUAGUCAUAUAUGUGUAGAUUUAAGCUGUGAUUUGGUUCCUUCAGAGUUGCCAGAUUAUCUGGCAAGGUUUGGGCCCUCCUUGACUUCUCCUCAACAUAUAUCUGGCCAAACAUUGGCCAGGUAUCUAUUGGAUAGGAUUGAAAAUCCUGCUUGGUGAGGACUGCAUGGGUUCAAAGAUGUGUUCCUUUUCCGACUGCCUGGAUUGGCCUCCAUUAUGGCCAAAUGAUCAGAUCAGCCUCAUAUGGCCCAGCAUGGUGGCUGUAUCCGGUGACUUUGAUUGUCGAUUGGAUCGACAGGUGUAUGGCCAUCGUAAAUGGUUCUACACUAAACGGUUAAGUUAUUAGCUCCUCGUUGAUUCAUUAAAUAAGUACUUCUUGAUACUUUGGCUGGGACACAAAAUUAUUUGGGGCAGGUCAACAGGAUCCCUUUAAAUUCAAUGAAAUAUCACUUAGCAAUAAACAGUAAUUAAAAAUGAAAUCUUGGUUUCCUCACUCAAUAUGGGUCUCAAACAAAAGAAGAAACCGCACAGUAGAAGGACACAAUAAUAAGCCGUGAUGAUGAAAUCUUACCCUUACAUUACACAUAUUUAUCUGGUGC
Xenopus laevis (African clawed frog) is the source of this 2068-nucleotide messenger RNA. It is a transcript of the gene foxl3.S, whose product is annotated as forkhead box protein L3. The transcript is spliced from 3 exons. The coding region runs from base 54 to 794 and encodes 246 amino acids. NCBI's taxonomy places the organism in Eukaryota, Metazoa, Chordata, Amphibia, Anura, Pipidae. The record is from RefSeq and is a predicted model, not a curated record.